AAAAUGUCCAGUGAAUCAGGUGGCGUUAAAGAAAACCGGAAUCUACUCACACUUACUUCGUGGCGUCCUUUUGAGUCUUCUCUAAUUUCCCGUAAAAGCAACAAAGUUUCUGCGGAGAUUUUGCGUGAUAAUGAGCACCCAUAUUCGAAGAGUCUGAAUUCUGUUACAUUCAACUUGUACUCGAAUGUGUCAUCAAAUGUCCAUAACAUCGAAGCACAAAAUGCAACAUGUGAUCAAAACGAACCGGAAUUUACUGAGCUGAGUAUUUGCAACGAAGAAAACGUAAUAGAAUCCUGGCCGACAGCAGGUUUUGACGAAUCUCAAAUUAGAGAGAUUCUUCAAAGUCUUGACAGUCAGCUUGCUCCAUUUAUAAACGAUGAGGAGUUCUCAAUAAAUGUUUCUACUGUAGAAGAAAAAAGUAAGGAUAAACAAGGACUUAAAUCGAAAUUAUCACAUAAAGCUAAUCAUUCCACAGGUGCUGAAUUUGAGUCCGAGAAUUCUGUUGAAUCUUACAAUUCAUUUGAACCUUUACCUUAUCCAUGCUCUUUUUGUGGAGUGAAGCUCAAAAGUUUUGUCGAGUAUUUCAAACAUAGGAAGAACCAUGUGAAAGAGAAGCCAUUUAAAUGUGGUCAAGGGAAUUGCAAAGAGUCAUUCAACUCUGAGGAAAACUUAGAGUUGCAUGUUGCGGCUAUACAUCAGCUGGGAGAAAAAUGUAAUCAGGCAGGAGCUAAAGAAAGAAAUGUCCCAAAUUCGAACCAGGUGCUCAACUGUCCGAAGUGCGAGAAAAGUUUCAAUCGUGUAUCGAAGUUGAGAUCACAUAUGGUAAUUCACGCGAAGGAAGAAGACUUCAAAUGUGACAUAUGCGACCUCAAUUUUGAGUUCCUCGCCGAGUAUGAGCAACACGAAUACGAUCAUCUUCAUGGGCAGAAAUUGAUCAAAGUGGAGCCCGGACUGAAGUUUCAGUGCAGACUGUGCGAAAAAUUCUUCCUCAGUAAACCCUCUUUAGAGUACCAUGUACGGUCAGGCAGGUGCAAACAUCCUGCCAUCAAAGAUUAUAAACCCAAAUUCAGCCGGCGCAAAAGAGAUCCAGAUUUGCCGGAGGUACCACUGGAGCUCUCGGAGAAUGAGUUGAGGCUUGGCAGAAAAAGAACGGGUGGUAAUUUCCCUUGUGAAGUGUGCGGAAAAGUGUUCAACAGGGCAGACCAUAUGAGGCGGCACUUGGUUGUACAUACGAAAGAGAAGAUGUUCACUUGUAAAACUUGCGGCAAAAACUUCACCCAGAAGAGCAGUCUCAGCACUCAUGAGAAAAUCCACAUCGCGAGCACUGGCCAAUCAGCGAAAGGCAGCAAUGUCAAUAUCGACGACGUCAUGAUCACUUGCAAAUUAUGUGACCGGAAGUUUAUUCAGAAGACGAACUACAACAACCACCUCAAAAACUGUCAUCGAGAAAUAUUCGGAGAGGAUGAUUCGGAAUCUUUAUCAUGCUAUUUUUGCAAAUGUACAUUUAACACAAAACUAGGUUUGUCGGCCCAUAUAACCAGACAUCAUCCUGAACAUGCACGUGUGAAAAACAGGAUCCCAUUUGUCUAUGAUCCCAUAAAGGAGAAUGGAACUGUCAGCAUCAAGGGCGACAGUUACAGAGCUAUGCCGCUGAAGCAAGCUGCGGCUGUGUCGCAAACAACAAAUAGCUUCCGAAAACAGAUGUUUGGUCCGACCGUGUUCAACUCGGGAAAAUUCUCCAUUUCACCUGAAUUGUUUUCUCAGUCAAAUGGCCGAAGUGUCUACGUUAUGGACUCAUACAAGGCUGAUGAUGAACCAAAAAGAGUGAAGCCAUUCAACAAAACGAAAUCUGCUUCAAAGACCGAACAGGCAAUUGAAAUGGAAGAAGUUGCAAUACCUACAAGGAGAAGACACGACGCGAAUGACAGUUUGGCUAAUUUAGACAUUCAUCUAAGAAGACUGGGACCUGAAGGAAAAUUUGAAGCCAGCGUUUGUCAUUUCUGUGGCAAAGAGUUCACUAGAGCGUGUGAUUUAGUGAGGCAUAUUCGCAAACAUACAAAAGAGAAGCCUUUCUCAUGUCCCGAAUGCAACAAGAAUUUCACAAAUCGGUUCAACAGAGACCAACAUUUAAUCAAGCACGACCAAAACUUCGUGGAAAAGCUUCUUUCCAAAUGCGAGUUCUGCGGUAAAAUUUUAGCGAACUCUCAGACGUUGAGUGCUCAUAUGAGAACGGUUCAUUCUGGAUUGAAACCAUACCAAUGUGAAUUUUGCAAGAAACAUUUUCCAACCAAAGGCCAAAUGGAAAGUCAUAAGAAGAUGCAUGAAAAGAAAUUUACAACGCUCGAAUCCAAAACUUCAAAUAAUGAAAACGAAAAAAAUAAUGACGAAGCAAGUUCCUUAAAUGUAGAGUUGAAAGAACCCUUAUUGAUCACUAGUGCUGGAGUUUUUAAAACAUUAUCAGCUAAGAGCGAUCACGAGUUUAACCAAUUCGAAAAAUCCAAGAGUGGAUACAAUUUCCAGUGCACAAAAUGUGACCGUAAAUUCAGAAGAAACGUAGAUUGUCAAAGACAUAUCGCGUCUCAUAAUGAUACUAAUUUGAAGCCAUUUAAAUGCACUCUUUGUCAUGAUAGAUUUAAAACUAAUGUUACUUUGAAGCACCAUCUUUUGAAGCAUUUCAGAAAUGAUAAAAAAUUCAGCUGCGAUGAAUGUACGAAGAAAUAUUCAGUGAAGGCCAAUUUGAAAUGGCAUAAGGCGGUCGCGCAUAGCAUUACAAAACCGUUCAUGUGCCCAUAUUGCGGGAAAAGUUUCAAGCUUAUGUCCUUGUGCAAAACCCAUAUCAAAACCCACAGGAAGGCUUUGCAACAAAACAAUGAGGUUAAGAAAGUUCCGAUCGCAGAAAUUGAUAAAUCGAUAAUUCCAGAGCCCGUAGAGGAUGCUAUUGCUGUCGGAGACGCAGACUCGUCGCUUAAAAUCAUUCCGAAACCGACCAGCAAAAAAUAUGGAAGUGAGGUUGAGAUUUUGGAUGCCGGAGAAUUUUUGAAGGAGAGAAGCAAGACACGUCGGAAGAGUCCGCUGAUUUCCGAGAUUCCAGCCAAUUCAGAGGCAGGCAUUACUGUUUGGCUGAAAAGUGCAGCUGAGAUUGGGUCAGAAACAGGGCCGAUUCAGGUGAAAUUAAGGACAGAAAGUUCCGACAAGACUCCAGGAUUUGUUAACACCUCGGAAGAGGCAUGCAGUUCAAGGAGCGACUAUAACGUCAGUAGUGAUGAUGGAGUAACGGAUACAAUUUUUGGCGGAUCUUCAUUUAAUCGAAGUGAUCUGAAGUCAUCAAGCGCGUUUCACAAGGCACGUAUCGAAAAGAGUCCAACAUUGCAACAAUCUGUGCAUGUGCAAAAUGUCCUCAAUAACAGCUCGUUAGAACCAAGUGAGAAUGAAGCAAUAGGUGUCGGAUUUCAUUUUUGUGAAGAUAAGGAAGUAUCUAAAGACGGCACAGUUAGGGCUCCUAAUAUUCUAAAACGAAGAAAUAAAAACUCGCCGAAAAAGCGUCAAUCAAAACCUAUUGAUUUAAGUAGCAGGCUGAUUCUUGCAGAAGCACCUGUGAUAAAAGAUAAUUCAGUUAUCCCGAUGGAAGAUCAAGGUGCUAAUGGUGGAAAUCAGCCGUCAAUCGUUAACGUCGAUCAAAAUGAUUCUAAUACUGAUCAGCUUGACAUCUCCUCGGAGUUUCCAAACCGAACCAAACGACCGAAUCAGAUUUCAAGUGCAAUGUUUUCUCCAAUAAAAGGGACGAAGGUAUCUGGAGAUACAGCUGCAGGCAUGGCAGAAGUUAGUGCUUUCAAAGAUGUACCCGAAAAUAGAGAUGAUUUUUCUGCUAAAUUUGCAUGUCCAAAAUGUUCUAAAAGUUAUCCAACUGCUUUGCAGCUGAAAGCACAUCGUAUCAUUACUCACGGGUCUUCAGAUGUUGUCGAUCUGACUGUUAAAAAAGAGAUCUCGACUGACAAAAUGAAAAGUUGUCAACCAGAAGAAAGUAUCUUGGCUUUGAGGAACGAUAAAACAUGGACUAUGGAAGAUAGAAACAGUCGGAAAUUUAUCAAAAGAGAUAUCUCCAGUUAUGAACAAAUUAGAACCAGUCUGAAAAACUUCAAAACCAAGUGCUCAGUUUGUCUCGUAUCAUUUACAAAUUUCGCCAGACUGCAGGCUCAUUUCCAGUCGUACCACGUGGUCAAACCGCAGUGUUUAAGCGGAAGUCUGAACGUCUCUGGACCUCCGCCUAAAUUCUCAGACCCGGAGUUUAUCCGAAUCAGUCGCCGAGAUGCAAGUGAUAUAAAGCAUAAAAUGUCGCAGACAGCCAAAGAAGACAGAUUGAAUGUAACAGUAUCUGAAAAGAUACUGUUGAGGUCAAUUGAUGAUAUUGAUCGUGAGAUGCGAAAAGAUAUUUCUUCUGGUAAUUAUGACCAGCAGAUAAGGAUGAAAAAUAAUAAGUCGAAUCAGUGUCAAGAUUGUCCGAAGGCGUUUUCGUCUGUGUCUGCAUUGACUCAGCAUAGAAGAUCCCAUACUGAUGAGAGACCUUUCGUGUGUGCAAUUUGUGACAAGGGAUACAAGACUAAAAGCUCAUACACAUACCAUGUCACUGGCCACUUCCGCACUCGUAAACUGUACAAAUGUCAUCUGUGCAAGCGUCAGUUCGUCACAGCCUCCUCUCUCAGUCUGCACAUGAGACUGCACAGUGGAGCAGCCCCUCUGCAGUGUCGAUUCUGCACCAAACGAUUCCCAUCUUCAUACUCCAGGCAGUACCACAUGGACCAGGUGCACUUCACGUCACGCAUGCACGCCCGCAGACAGAAGCAAGCGGAGCUCCGAAAGAAGUAUAAAAGAAAACAAGCAGAUCCCAAAAAGAAAGACACUGUAAGUGACAUCCAAAGAAGUGCUUCGGAAAGUGAAAAACCGGUGUUGCUACAGGAACCAAAUCUUGGCACGCAACCUGUAGGUGAAGAAACUCAAGCUUACCCACAAAUCGUUGAUCAACCUCAAUCAGAAAUACUAACAGUUGCUACUAGUACAUCAAUUCAAACGGGAGUUUACGAAACAACAGCAGCAUCAAACAGUAUUUCAGACUUCCCUGUAGAAUCUCAAUUCAUUAGCUAUACCAGUGAAAACACAUUUGAGAGUAACAAUAUGAAUGUGCAAUAUAUUGCGAUUCCCUUUGACGAUUUGAGCUUUCCAGUUGAUUCGAUAAUGGAUGAAAGUGGAAGUUAUAAUUGGCUAACCAUUCCGUCGGCUAAUUGCGACACUCAACUUGAGCAUCAAAACAUUUUCUAUGAUGAUACGGGUGGAUCCAUUGGGUUCAUACAGCCGAACGUACAGAUACAAGAUCAGAAUCUUCAAAUCGCAUCCUCACAUAGUGACAGAUUCGUGUAUGCUGAUAGUAACACUGGCAAUGAGUUCUUCCCGGUUAAUCUACCGCUAUCACAAAGGUUUUUCAGCACAGAAGAUAAUUUUGCUUAUGUAGAAAACAGCAAUUUGGGGCCAAGGCCUGAUCAGUUCUGAGUUUUGAGAAACUUGGUAAAAACUGUUGAACUUAAAAAGGUAGAUCUAAUGAACCUGAUGAAAGAUAAUUUAUAAUAAUUCUUA
Molecule: messenger RNA, 5625 nt
Organism: Symsagittifera roscoffensis
Lineage: Eukaryota; Metazoa; Xenacoelomorpha; Acoela; Convolutidae
Product: zinc finger protein 236-like
Exons: 8
Coding region: 4-5541 (1845 amino acids)
Biological process (GO): regulation of DNA-templated transcription
Molecular function (GO): RNA polymerase II cis-regulatory region sequence-specific DNA binding; DNA-binding transcription factor activity, RNA polymerase II-specific
Source: RefSeq, a predicted model, not a curated record